CUUCCCACAGGUGCUCAGUCAGCGACGGCGACGGUCCACCCACGCGAGCAAGUGGUUCUUCCUGGAGAUCAAGUCAAACUCAUGUGCCGGACGGGCGUGCCGAUAGUGUACUGCCGCAUGGAGACCCCCAGGGGCGGCAAACCCUUGUUCCUGAACCCCAGCACGAAAGUGACAACCACUGGGGAUCCCGUCUACUACGGUGAAGGCUACGAGAAGGGCCAGUGUGGCAUGAUGCUCCAACGGGCGUCAGACCGUGACAACGGUGUUUGGAAGUGCACCAUGGGAAAUGCUCAGAGCGCAGAAGAGCUGGUGGAGACCGCCAUCAUCACUGUUGCCCGAGCACCAGUGCAGCCGCAGAUCUUCCUGACACCGUCGGACUCGACAACAGGAGACGGCAAUCGGUAUGAAUUAGUUGCGGGGAAAUCCGUCCACGCCUCGUGUAGCAUCCCCAAUGGCCGGCCACCUGCCAACCUCACCUGGUUCAUUGGUGAUCAACCAGUGACUGACGGAUUAUCAAGGCUGGAAGAGACAAGAGGCACAGUAAAUGAGACGUGGACAGUAUCACAGAACUUGACAAGAGAAGUCACAUGGCAAGAUAAUGGGAAAUAUUUACGUUGCAUCUCCCAGCAUCUUGCACUGACUAAUGCUGCAAUGAAUGAAAGUAGAAUUAUGCUGAAUGUAACAUAUCCACCUCAGCCACAGUUAUCCUCUCCAACUGAGCAGUUUGGAUUUGAAGUUGGUAAGGAAGGAAUAAUCAAAGUGCAAAUCCAAGCAAACCCAACGCCAAGAGUAGUAUGGGAAGUUGAUGGAAAACAGGUUCAAGAGGGUUCCACUGAUCCUGAAAACCACUAUCAAGCAAGCAUUCCAGAAAACUUGGGAGGAGGCACAUGGGAAGCAACCUUAAGAAUCACCCGUGUUGAAGAGACAGAUAUAAAUAAGCAGUUCACACUUAAAGCAUCAAAUUACUAUGGAUCAGCAACUUACAAAAUAUCUCUGUCUACAAGUUCAGAACCUACAGCUCAAAAUGGAUUUUCAGUGAUGGAGCUUGGAGCUGGCUCAAUUAUUGGUAUUGUAGUGGCAAUCCUCUUCGUGCUACUUGUCAUCUUCCUUGUGAUUUUUGCCAGAGCAACAGGCCGAUGGUGUUUUGCGGGUGGAGUAUCCUCAUCGCGAAAUGACAUUCGAGAGUCAAGUGACACAGAAAGUGCUGAUCACGGCCCUGCAAACAAGACAAAGACACCAAAGAUGAAUCUCAGCUACAUUUUCAACAAGAAAAAAGAUAAAGUAUCUGAUGAGCCCCCAGAACCUCCCAAGAUGGAACCAGAAAUGCAAUCAGCAGCUGAGCCUCUCCAACAGAAAACAAGUCGUGGUGACAUAGUUUAUGCAGAACUUGAUCUGAAAGAUGUAGCGGGAAAACCACGACCACAGGUUCGACCAGAGGAGGACAGGACAGAAUAUGCAGAAAUUGUGUACACAGCGAAGUCAAAAGAACCUGAUCUACAAGAGAAAUAAGAAGAAACUCUUAAAUGUAACAUAAUGUAAUUUUUGUUUUCUGGAAAUGAACAGUCUUGUGUUGAAAUAACUGUGCAUAUGAUUGCAUUGCUAAUUCAGAACACAUGCACUAAUGUUUUGCAGCACUGAGUUGUGUUGACACUCACUGAAAAAAAAAAAACAUCAAAUUGUGAAAUUAAUAACUACAUAUAUAAUUACAUGACAUUAUUGAUAUUAAUAGGGAAUAAGUAAUUUUUCCUACAUCAGUGUCUCAUAUUAAGUGACAAAGCAGCUUAGUGUCUGUAUAUGACAAUCACCUUCAGCUUUAUUCUCUCUCUCUCUCUCUCUCUCUCUCUCUCUCCAAAUUAUUGGGAGUAAUGUCUCCUGGCACUGUAACAUGAAUUCAGAGCUCCACAAUGUCAGCCCCUUAUCCUUUCUUUUCUGGGCAUGUUUGUUUCAAACUUUGUGAGUGUCAUUCUCUGGUUUGUCGUCUCCCUAUACCUUCCCAACAGGCUCUCCCUUCCUUUCUCCCUUUAUUUAAGUUUUCAGAAUUGGAAUAAUCUCAAGAUUCAGUGUACAUGUAACAACUGUGGCCAUAUCAAUCAUUUCCGCCCUGUAAAGAGAACUUUUGUUCAUCUUCAGUAACAGCGACACUACGAAGUUCUACCAUACUGCAUUUUAAUUCAUUGAUUUCUUAAUUAACUGUUCAUACAGUAUAUUAUUGAUACUACUUUCAUAACUGUCUUAUAUUUGGUUACACUGGUUAGCUGCCCAAUAAGGCAUUAUUUGUGAAUGCAGGCUUCCUCAGUCAACUGCAUUGACAAAUUCUUGUCAGGAAAUCAGCAGAGUAGUAUUUUUCUUUCAGAGUGAUCUUUCUUACUUGAUGUCUUCUGGCAAAAUUUGCUUCUUGAAACACUGCUAAACUGAAAAUAUUUCUCGGCUGAUUUCCCCAAGAAAAACUAUCAAGAUAUUAUUUGUUCUUCAUUAUACAUAUUUUAGCUGUAGUUGUAUGAACAUGUGACAUGAUUGAUUCAUUAGCUUUUAGUGUAAUAAUAUAUGUAAAUAAUAGUGUAAGUUGAUGAGUGCACAAACUUAGACGUGCUCUUCAUAGAGUUAAAAGCACUGGAUAGUGAUAGUAAUAGUUCCAGCUAUGAUUGUACAUGUUUCAUAAGGGAUGAAAAUGAUGAAAGAAAAAUGUGGAGCUCACAUGCAAUAAGAUGGAAUGUCAAGUCUGAGAUUCAAAUAGGAUCAUUAUACCUAUAGCCAUUCAAGUAGGUGUUUGAUCAUACCAGUGCUGCCAGUUCAAAAGAGUAAUUUGUCACCACAUUUUUCAGUGUCAUUUAUUGCAAAACAGUAUAAAUGUAAGUGAUGGAUGUACCAUGACCACAGAAAAUACCUACACUGUCCAGAAUAAAUUUACUUAUGAAAUUAAAAACACUUUUACUGCAUAAUAUUGCAGCUGUAAGCACAUCAUCCUUUAUGAAAUAUUUGUAUGACAAUGUGGAUAUGUACGGUCAAAAACUUAAAGAUCUCAGAACACAGCUUUUCCCUAUCUUUCACAAACUUUUACUGUGCACAACCUAGGUUUUGGGUUCCAUGCCUGCUUUCAAGUGUUAUACUUUUGCAAAGGUGAUAUUAUUGAACACUAGUCUGGAAUCAUCCACAAGCAGUGAGUGAGAUAACUAGAUUUGAUGAUUUAGUAGCUGCACGGGAUUAUCUGUAUGUUGUUUUUGCAUAGUAUAUCUUCUUAAUGCCCUGAAUGUGUUUGAACAUCUAUAACAUAUUUCCAAACAACCAAACUACUUGAAGGUGAAGUUAGUUUUCUGGGAUUUCCAGCAUCUAUAAUGUUUCUUCUACUUGAGACUGAGCUACAUGUUUUUCCUACAAAGAAUGAGCUACACUUCUUGCACAUGAUCUUGUAAUUUCACUUUUAUUCACCAAGGACUGCGUGCUUGUAGCUGAACAAAUGUUUACCUUUUGUGUCAAUAACAUCAUUGAUAACUGAAUAAUUUUUAGGUAUCAAGUUGGUGCCGAUUCUGACAAUUUUCUCACAUAUUGCCUCAUGCACUUUUUCUUGGUUAUCAUUUGAAAAAGUAUUAUUGUUAUUACUAAAAUGUUUGUCUUCCACAGAGUAGUCUACUUUUGAGGGCCAGUGGGUACUUAUUUCUUGGAACUGUUGUACCAAUAGUUUGUAGUCCAUAGUCAAAAUCAACUGCAAACAAAGUGCCGAAAGCAAGUGGUCUAACGUAUAACAAGCAUGUUUGUAGAGAACUGGAUGAAUUAAUGCAGCUGAAAUAAAGAAACUCAUUGAUGCACCCUUUUUGGGUAUUUUUGGCUGAUGGAUUAUGGUAUGGAUAUCUUUGGUAAAAUGUACACAGUUGAUGGCAGUGCCUUGUAUUUCCAUAUUGAACUAUGUAUGUUGCUUACUCAUCAAACAGUGAACAUCCAGGAUAGAAUAAUGACAGUAUUGUGAAAAGUAUAGAUUGCUACUCACCACAUAGUGGAAAUGUUGGAGUCGUAGACAGGCACAGCAAAAAGACUGCUAAACACAUAAGCUUUCAGCCAGAAGACCAUCUAUGAA
Schistocerca piceifrons (Central American locust) is the source of this 4069-nucleotide messenger RNA. RefSeq names its product fasciclin-3 (gene Fas3). The record is from RefSeq and is a predicted model, not a curated record. NCBI's taxonomy places the organism in Eukaryota, Metazoa, Arthropoda, Insecta, Orthoptera, Acrididae. Bases 82 to 1509 code for a protein of 475 amino acids. The transcript is spliced from 11 exons.